Drosophila sulfurigaster albostrigata is the source of this 433-nucleotide messenger RNA. Its product is annotated as ras suppressor protein 1-like. The record is from RefSeq and is a predicted model, not a curated record. Bases 172 to 363 code for a protein of 63 amino acids. The transcript is spliced from 2 exons. NCBI's taxonomy places the organism in Eukaryota, Metazoa, Arthropoda, Insecta, Diptera, Drosophilidae.
AAUUUGAUCGCAACCAAACUUUCAGGAAUGAUAAUGACGGUUGAUAUUAUUGAAUGAAUCAAAAUUAAAUUAGAAUUUCGGUAUAUUUUAAGAAUAUGGUUUAAUUGAAAAUGAGAAACAAGUAUCUGUUCAACUGCAGGUCAGCUCGAUUUAUUCAGCAAUAAGUCAGUUAUGAAAAUGGAGGAGAAUCCCUGGGUCAAUCCCAUUGCUGAGCAGUAUUUGCUGGGCAUUAGCCAUGUCAUUGAACACCUCAAGACCGAAACAUACAAAAUCAUCUACAAUCGUCAUAUGCAGGCAGAACGCAGUGGGCCACCGCCGCCAAAGGCUGACAAGAGCAAGAAGGCAUCCCGAGUGCGUGCCUAAGGACUUCUUGAUCCUGAAAUGAUCCUUGUCUUGUCCAGCUGUCAAGAGGCAGCUCUUUGUGUUUUCGUUU